GUUCACUAAUCCGUUUUCAAGAAGAAGAAGAAGAAAUGCACAACAAAACGAGAGCUGAGAGCGCGUAGUCACAUUCGCUGCUCACGCCAUCCACCAAUAAUGGAGGCUGUCAACCAAAGCAGACAAAUGGUCUCCCAGCAUCACGCCAUGACAAAGACCAGGCCCAUAGCCUAGGCCGGCCGGCCUGCUGGCAUGUCCCUGUCCGUGUCUCACUCACUCCUAACCGUAUCAUCCGUGUCUCGUCCUUGCCUCGCAUUCUUCUCCAUCACAACGCCAUCACCAAGAAAACCAACAUCACACAAGCCUCGUAGGUUCGUUCACCAUGGCAUCCUCCUCGACCCAGGCACCACCGCUCCUCCUCCCAUCCAUCACGCUGUCCCUCCUCCUGCUGCUGCUGCUGCUCGUCGCUUCCCCGCGCGGCGCCGCGGCGGCGCCCAACACGGAGGCGCUGUCGGUGCUGUGCAACGGCGCGACGUACGGCGCCGGGGACCCCUUCGCGGCGAGCCUGGCGUACGUGCUAUCGGAGCUGGUGUCCGAGACGCCGGCGGCCCACGGCGGCUUCUACGACAUCUCCCCGUACCCGGCAGCCUUCGCGUACGGGCACGCCGCGUGCCGCCCGUCGACGGCCGCGGCGGACUGCGCGGCGUGCCUCCGCUCCGCCGUGAGCCAGAUGGGCGCCACCUGCGGGCGCAGCGUCGGCGCCAGGGCCGUGCUCGUCGACUGCAGCGUGCGCUACGAGCAGUACCCGUUCGUGGAUUAGCUGAUCAUCACCCGCGGCGCUGCAGGUUGUGUUGGUAGGUGCCCUGCUAUGGCUUGGAGGUGGCGAUCCCUUGCCGUCGCCGAUUUCUUCUUCCAUUCGUUCGUGUCCCAAAAAUCCAGUGGGCGAACAAUUUAUUCUGUGAUUUUGUCCUUCCUCUGAACGCUUGUAAACUCGCUCGUUGCCCACAAGAAUGUACUGCAUGUUCAAUUCGCGCGAAUGUGGUGGUUAUCCAUGCAUUUGUGUGCAAUUUGCAAAACUCUGUGAAAAUUAUACAAAAUAAAUCAAACUGGGUUUUUUCCA
Setaria italica (foxtail millet) is the source of this 1060-nucleotide messenger RNA. RefSeq names its product antifungal protein ginkbilobin-2. Bases 323 to 760 code for a protein of 145 amino acids. The record is from RefSeq and is a predicted model, not a curated record. Gene Ontology annotation, cellular component: plasmodesma. Lineage: Eukaryota; Viridiplantae; Streptophyta; Magnoliopsida; Poales; Poaceae. The transcript has a single exon.